Messenger RNA from Durusdinium trenchii, 1443 nucleotides. Lineage: Eukaryota; Dinophyceae; Suessiales; Symbiodiniaceae. The record is from the annotation of a GenBank genome assembly.
AUGCAGCUUGUGCUGUGGUUGCCAUGGUUCGCAUGGCUUGCUACAGCAGCCAAGGUGUACAGAUGCAAAUGGCCACGCUCAGUUUUAAGCUCUGGUGAUCCCAAUUUGACUGUGACAGUGGAUGGAUCUGAAGUGAAGUGCGAUCGGACUGGAGAUGCAAAUUACAUUUGUCCAGCCGCCUGUGACUACGUGAACAGCAAUCCAGACGCUUGCUUUGGGCCCAUCGAAGAUGGAGGUGAAUGCAACACCGUUUGGGAAAGGAAUAGCCAGUCCUUCUACACGCUAGAGAGUAUCAACAGCACCUACGCUUGCACCAGGCGCUGGAAUAGUGAUUGUUCUCAAGACAUGGGAGGCACAGCCUGUCACCAACUGGGCCAGUGCUAUGGGAGCUACCAGAUGGUCACUUUCGAUCAGCCGACCUUUCUGGCGAAGUAUGGCUACGAGCCGAGCUUCCUGCAGCAGCCGUGGGAAAUUCUGGAGCCUCCGUCUUGUGCUGGCCACACAGCUGCGGAGUGCUGCAUGUUAAACAUCAACUACUACCGCUGUCUACAUGGAGCACCUCCCUUGAUCUAUCACGCAGGGAUUGCAGCCAGCGCACAGGAGUGGGCCAGCAAGAAGGACAAGGGCAGCAUUCAUUCCAACUGGGGUGGCAGCUUCUUUCCUCACUACACUGAAGUGAUUACUUGGGGCACAGACACCUGCGUACGCGGUGCCAAAGCAUGGUAUGCCGAGAUAGGCGUCCACAACUUCAGUAUCAAUGCGGUUCAAAAUGCUGGCGGCUCUUACAAUUCUGGCCACAUGGUGCUCCUUUUGUGGCACAACCACACCAUGCUUGGCUGUGGAUUUGAUUCGACUGGAGAUGCCCCCAUUGUGGUGUGUGACUUUGCGUGGGCUCAUCAGGGACACAAAGGUGAUGAUGCCUGGGAAGCCAACCUCAAGCCAAGAAGUGGAGCAACUCAAUCAGAAUGCCGACAAGUCGCAGAGGCUUCGUUGAGCUUCCCCAUCCUGAAUUCUGGGGAUGACAUCACUGCGGAGCAAGUGGCUGCUUUGAGGGCAGGUCAGAUACCCAACGUCACCAGCACCACCACGACCAAUGAGAUCUCGACCAGCACUUCCACAUCCAGUGAGAUCUCGACCAGCACUUCCACAUCCAGUGAGAGCUCGACCAGCACUACCGCAACCAGUGAGAGCUCGACUGGUGGGGGCUUGAUCACUACGACAACCAGUGAGAGUUUGACCAGCGGGGUCGUGAGCACCACUCACAAUGGCAGCUCGUCCACUGGGGACACAAGCACGACCCAAACGGAUAUGCGCACAAGUUUGAGAUCCGGCGACAAUUUGUCUUGGUCCACGAGCACCACUGACAUAAAUGAAAAGGCAAAGAGCCAGAGUCUGCGGACAAGUGCCCUGUGGUUACUGUGCAUCAGUCCGUUUCUGCAAUAG